AUGCUGUACUCCGUACCGACGAAAACCGCCGACACGGUAAGUGUACUCCAACAAGCGCCUGGAACUAUUAUCACCAGAGCACCUGAUGAAGUACAAUGGGCGUGCGGCGGCACCGAGCUGCCUCGAGCGUUCCCGAUGAAGACCAGAGCGGCAGCCUCGCGCGCUACUUCAGAAGCGUGCGUCUCCGGCGGAGUGCGAGACCCGACUGCACCUCGGCUGACGGCGCGGCCGCCGCGGCCCCCGCGCGCCGCCAGACGUCAGCUGACCGCUGCACCGGCCCUGACAUUGGCGCGCCCGCCGCCCCCCCGCUCGCGCCCGAGGUCAGCGACCCCGCCCGCCACCCCCGCGCGCACCCCCCACGCCCGCCCGCGCCGCGACGGCCGACGUCGUUCCCCCGCGGUGACAUUCACCAACUUCGGACGU
This is a messenger RNA of Brenthis ino (lesser marbled fritillary), 423 nucleotides long. The record is from the annotation of a GenBank genome assembly. NCBI's taxonomy places the organism in Eukaryota, Metazoa, Arthropoda, Insecta, Lepidoptera, Nymphalidae.